UUUGACAUUUUCUGACAAUUUUUUUGUUCUACUAACUUUUUACUCUUUUAGCACGUCAUACAAUUUUACAAUUUUCGGUAGUUACAUAUUUUGCAAAAAGAAAAAAUAAUAAUAAAUCCACGAUUGUUUCUUUCGCUAUUAUUAUGUAUAUGAAUUGAUUGAUACCAAUCGUUAUGGAAAAGUUUCCUUUGAAGGGUAAUCGUGAAAUUGCUGCAGAGGGAAAUAGCUACAUAACGGCGUACCAGUCUGUGUUGAAAAAGUCUAACGGUCAUACGGCUGGCGAAACUAGUAAUUCCGACCAUCCAUUAGCAGCCCCAUCAAGCAGUGCAGCAACGACAUCGCUUACUACGCCAGAAGAUGAUGAUGAAAUGAUUGACAUUACUCCGCGAUCAAGUCCCGGCGAAGUUUCUAAUCACUUUAACACAUAUAGUCGUACAAGUACAGCAGACAAUUCUGAUAUGGAAAGAGAGCGCGGAGAUUACCUUCAUCACCAACAACAAUCUGUUAGUAAUAGUCAUCAAAAUCAACGUACACAUCAACAUGUGCCAACACACAGUGCGUUUGGAGAUUCAUUGGAUGGAUUGUCAUUCUACGGAUCUACAGAACCACAUGAUGAUAUACCCGGCAUUGGCCAAUAUGAUGAUUUUCAUACGAUAGACUGGCAACGCGACAUAGCACGGGAUCGCAUGCGUCAUCGUUAUAUUGUUAAGAAGCGACAAGAUUCGUUGUGGGAUUUAGUGAAAGGAGCACAUGAUGCUUGGUCCGGUUGGCUGUGCGUCCUGCUGGUUGGUAUUGCAGCGGGUUGCGUAGCUGGCAUGGUUGAUAUUGGAGCUAGUUGGAUGUCCGAUUUAAAACAUGGAAUCUGCCCGCAAGCGUUUUGGUUUAAUCGCGAGCAGUGUUGUUGGCCUUCAAAACAGUCGGUAUUUGAAGAGGGAAAUUGUUCAACGUGGAAAACAUGGCCUCAAGUUUUUGGCUUAAGUCGAGAGGGGACUGGAGCGUACAUCGUGUCCUAUAUUUGGUAUGUUCUCUGGGCCUUGCUGUUUGCUGCGCUUAGUGCUUCUCUUGUGCGUAUGUUUGCUCCCUAUGCCUGUGGAUCUGGUAUACCGGAAAUAAAAACAAUUUUAUCCGGUUUUAUUAUAAGAGGCUAUUUGGGAAAGUGGACCUUGCUUAUAAAAUCGGUGGGUCUCAUGCUUUCCGUCUCAGCCGGGUUGACUUUGGGCAAGGAAGGUCCAAUGGUUCACAUUGCCAGUUGUAUUGGAAACAUAUUUUCACACUUGUUUCCCAAAUACGGCCGCAACGAGGCGAAAAAACGUGAAAUUUUGUCAGCAGCUGCAGCGGCAGGCGUUUCUGUUGCUUUUGGGGCGCCCAUCGGAGGUGUUUUGUUUUCCUUGGAGGAAGUCUCAUAUUACUUUCCGUUGAAGACACUAUGGCGUUCCUUUUUCUGCGCAUUGAUUGCAGCCUUUGUUCUGCGUUCCUUGACGCCCUUUGGCAAUGAACAUUCUGUUCUUUUCUUCGUCGAAUAUAAUCAACCAUGGAUUUUCUUUGAAUUGAUACCAUUUGUAUUUUUGGGUAUUAUGGGGGGUAUAAUUGGCACACUUUUCAUAAAGGCAAAUUUGUGGUGGUGUCGUUUUAGGAAAUUCAGUAAAUUGGGACAAUAUCCAGUAAUGGAAGUUCUGGUUGUCACUCUAGUCACUGGCAUAAUUUGCUAUCCGAAUCCGUUCACCCGCAUGAAUAUGAAUGAACUUAUAUAUCUUCUCUUUAGUCAAUGUUCGCCGGGAGAUGUCUCCAAUCCUCUAUGUGAUUAUACACGCAUGAACAUAACCAAUGGCGCAUCUUCGUCCAUAGAGGUUACACAAUUGGGUCCUGGUGUCUAUCGGGCGAUUGGCCUUUUGAUUUUGACAUUUUUCUUGAAAUUAGCUUUAACCGUUUUUACUUUUGGCAUGAAAGUUCCUGCCGGUCUUUUUAUACCUUCUCUUCUGCUUGGGGCAAUAAUGGGUAGAAUAGUGGGCAUUGCUGUUGAGCAAUUCGCGUACAGUUACCCAAAUGUGUGGUUUUUCACUGGAGAAUGUGUGCAAGGCAAUAAUCUGAUAACGCCUGGUUUAUAUGCUAUGGUGGGAGCUGCAGCUACCUUAGGUGGCGUAACCCGAAUGACGGUAUCGUUGGUGGUUAUAAUGUUCGAAUUGACAGGGGGUGUUGGUUACAUAGUACCAUUAAUGGCCGCAGCUAUGGCCUCAAAAUGGGUGGGCGAUGCACUGGGUCGACAGGGUAUUUAUGAUGCUCAUAUUGCUCUGAACGGCUAUCCUUUCCUAGACAGCAAGGAAGAAUUUGCUCAUACAACGUUAGCUGCGGACGUAAUGCAACCAAAACGGAAUGAAACAUUGAAUGUUAUAACUCAGGACUCAAUGACAGUUGAUGAUAUUGAAACACUGUUGAAGGAAACGGAACACAACGGCUAUCCCGUAGUAGUGUCAAGAGAGAAUCAGUACCUUGUCGGUUUCGUAUUGCGCAGAGAUCUCAACUUGGCCUUAGGAAAUGCAAAACGUUUCGUGGAGGGUAUCAACGGUCAGUCAGUUGUGCUAUUUACAUCGACAGCGCCUGCACAAAACUUGGGACCACCACCAUUAAAGUUGAAGAAGAUUCUCGAUAUGGCCCCAAUUACCGUAACCGACCAGACACCGAUGGAGACUGUUGUUGACAUGUUUAGAAAAUUAGGCCUCAGACAAACCCUGGUCACUCACAAUGGUCGAUUGUUGGGAGUUAUCACGAAAAAGGAUGUACUACGACAUGUCAAACAAAUGGAUAAUGAGGAUCCAAACACUGUUUUAUUCAAUUAAUUCGGCAGGCAUACAGAAUUUAUUAUCAUAACAAUCACCUAUAAGAAUAACACGCGAAAGCACUUCAUUCAAACAUUGUUUUGCCUUUUUGAUUGAUUAAUUAAUACAACAAACCCAAUAAAAUAAAGUGUUUUCAUCGUGUCGUUCUACUAUUGAAUUCGUUAUAACAAAUGUACUAAACAAUAUUUUGUUUAACACAAUUACGAUUAAAUAGAAAAAAAACUACUAUAGUUAUUGUAACAUUAGACGGCACGAAUGAUACAGAAAUGUUAGGAAAUAAUAAUGAUGUAAUUAGUAUAUACCAAUUAUGAAAAAAAAUAUAUAAUGUAUGUAUAGACCGAAAUAGAAAAUCAUCUCUGUAUGUUGUAUUGUAAAUCUUUUU
This is a messenger RNA of Musca domestica (house fly), 3216 nucleotides long. It is a transcript of the gene ClC-c, whose product is annotated as H(+)/Cl(-) exchange transporter 5. Gene Ontology annotation, biological process: chloride transport; transmembrane transport. The record is from RefSeq and is a predicted model, not a curated record. The transcript is spliced from 13 exons. Bases 174 to 2834 code for a protein of 886 amino acids. NCBI's taxonomy places the organism in Eukaryota, Metazoa, Arthropoda, Insecta, Diptera, Muscidae. Gene Ontology annotation, cellular component: membrane; Golgi apparatus; early endosome. Gene Ontology annotation, molecular function: voltage-gated chloride channel activity.